AUGAUGGCCCGGCCGUGCUUCAUUCAGCACUCUGUAAGGGAUGAUGACGCGGCUGCUGAAUCCUUAAACAUGGCCAGACCGCAGGACAACCCUCCGACUCACCAGAACACGACAGAGUCCGGGAGGAAGCCAAUCACAGCGUGCCUGUUGAACGCAGCCUUCUUUGGUGCCCUGGGCUCAUCUUACCUCUAUGGCUACAACCUCUCUGUAGUCAACGCUCCUGCUCUGCACAUCAAAGUUUUCUACAACACCACAUGGAUGGAGCGAUAUGGGGAGCCAAUUAAAGAAGAGACCGUUACCUUCCUCUGGUCCAUCACAGUUUCCAUAUUUGCCAUCGGAGGCCUUCUGGGAGCACUGUUCGUCUCUGUGUUGCUCAGAAUACUCGGAAGGAAAGGAACCCUGCUGCUGAAUAACGUCUUCGCUGUCAUCGCUGCACUGCUGCUCUCUCUGGGUGAGACUGCAAAAUCCUUUGAGAUGCUCAUCAUCGGUCGUCUCAUAAUGGGCUUGGACUCCGGUGUCGCUCUCAGUGCCCUCCCCAUGUACCUGGGGGAAAUUUCCCCAAGACACGUCAGGGGCUUGAUUGGUCAGUUCAAUUCCAUACUGAUCUGCUUGGGAGUCUUCACAGGACAAGCUCUGGGUCUGCCGGAGCUGCUGGGUCAGGGGUCCAGGUGGAACUUCCUCUUUGCCUUCAUGGCGUUUCCAGCCGUGCUGCAGCUCUGUGUGCUGCCUUUCCUCCCAGAAAGUCCCCGCUACCUGCUGAUGGAGAGGAAGGACGAGGCGGGAGCAGAAAGAGCAUUUCAAAGGUUUUUGGGGAAGGAGGACGUGUCCCAGGAGCUUGAAGAGGUCAGACGGGAGGCUCAGACUCAGGGAAACCUACAAAUCGUCUCUGUGUUACAGCUGAUAAGGAGCCCUGCUGUCCGUUGGCAGCUCAUCACGAUCAUCAUCACCAUGGCCUGCUAUCAGCUGUGUGGCCUCAAUGCCAUCUGGUACUACACCAAUGGGAUCCUCCGUGAAGCAGGCUUUGAUGCGAACAUCAUCCCUUACAUCACACUGAGCACCGGGGCCAUAGAGACCUUGGCUGCCAUUAUCUCAGGCUUAGUGAUUGAACGGCUGGGACGGAAGCUUCUCCUCAUAUUUGGUUUCUCUGCCAUGGCUGUGUUCUUCAGUCUCCUCACAGUGUUCCUCACUUUCCAGGACAGCGCGUCAUGGAUGCCUUACCUCAGUUACGUCUGCAUACUGAUCGUGAUCGCGUCCUUCUGCUCUGGUCCAGGCGGCAUCCCCUUCAUCCUGACCGGCGAGCUGUUUGAACAGUCCUACCGUCCGGCUGCUUUCAUGAUCGCUGGCACUGUGAACUGGCUGUCCAACUUUGCUGUGGGUCUCCUGUUCCCCUUCAUCCAAGAGAGGCUGGGGUCCUACGCCUUCCUUGUCUUUGUGGCGGUCUGCGUCACCGGAUCUAUCUACCUCUUCAUCGUCCUGCCUGAAACCAAAAAUAAAACAUUUAUGGACAUCAGCAAGAGCUUUGCGAAGAUCAACAAAAUCCCUCCGCCCUCCCCCUGCCAUGACAUGGAGCUGACUCUGUGCAUGACGCCCGACGCCAAAGACAAGGACCAGAAUGUGAAGAUGGAGAGCUACUUGUAAACUGAACACGUUGCACUGACACUGGAGAUGCAGGGAUUAUGCUUUUUAAAUAUUUAUUUAGCCAUGGUGAUUCGUGAUAUAAUAACACGUCAUUUUAGGCAGAUUCAGUUCAUUUUGAUAUUUUGUACAUUUUACAUGAUUGGAAUAGUUAUGUCACAGAUAUCAGUUUCCAACCGUUGUUCCAAUAAAAGGAGCCAACUCUAA
Molecule: messenger RNA, 1842 nt
Organism: Solea senegalensis (Senegalese sole)
Lineage: Eukaryota; Metazoa; Chordata; Actinopteri; Pleuronectiformes; Soleidae
Gene: slc2a9l2
Product: solute carrier family 2 member 9, like 2
Exons: 13
Coding region: 1-1638 (545 amino acids)
Biological process (GO): monosaccharide transmembrane transport
Cellular component (GO): membrane
Molecular function (GO): hexose transmembrane transporter activity
Source: RefSeq, a predicted model, not a curated record